CGUCAAGUCUAAAAUGGCCAGUGUUCAGGUGAGCCUGUAAAUCGCGCCCUCGGCCGUGCAGAGGAUGGUUGCCAACUAUAACCUCGAUGGUGGAGCUCGCUAGCACCAGAGGUUUUAUAACAAACAUGAGGGCGACCUACACCAAACACAGCUUACUGCACGUCUGCGUCCUGUCCUCUUUUAUCUUCCUGUUGUGUUCAACCUGCACCGGAGUUAAAGCCGGGGAGAAAAUGGCCUCCCAUCAGCCCACGGUGAGGCGCAGCCGCCGGAGUCAUCAGAGCGCAAAGCUCAGAGGGGCGCACCACCGGCCGCUGACGGACGAGCAGAAAGCGGACCAGAACUUGCAGUUUAUGUUGAGUUUAUACAAGAGCGCAGCCGAACCGGACGGCAGGCCCAAACAGCACCGAAAGUUCGGCUCCAACACGGUCCGUCUGCUCAGACCGUCGGCGUCCUCGGUGCGCUACCUGCCAGCGUCAAGUGACCACCACUGCAGCUUCACAGUAGAGUACAACCUCGACACACUUCCUUCAGAGCAGCUCAUCAGGGCCUCGUUCAUCCACCUCCGUUCUUCAUCCCCUUCUUCCCCCAACACAACCUCGAGCACCACCCAGGUCCUCGAGCUGCCCCGCUGCAGGGCUCAGAUCACCUCGCUGGGAACAGAGAGUCUCGUCACCAUGGAGGCGCACGAGCGGUGGACAGAGACGGACAUCACCGCGCACGUCCAGCAGGGAGUGGGGGGCCACCUGACCCUCACUGUCCUGUACUGGUGCACACAGCCGGGCAAUGCUGAAGAGGACAGCAGCCUCUUGUGGUGGUGGACUCGUCUUCAAGGAAGAAAAGUAUGGAGAGGUGAACCUGAUCUCGAAGUCCCGUCUCUUCUUUUAUACCUGGAGGAGGAACGGGAAGUGAAGGACUGGAUGGGGGACCUGCUUGGGGCUGAAGGGGAAAACCUCAUGAGGCAAAUAGGGCAGUGGCAUCCUUCAGCUCGCCGGCGCCGGCGCUCCAAAGACCCCACUUAUUCAGAGGCCAGAGAUCUCUCACUGGAUGCUCUAAAAAACGCGCCAACUUCCUCUUCCUCUUUUGCCUCCUCCCCGUCUGCCUCCAUCAUCUCCGAUAUCUCCGAUAUCCCCAACUACAAACGCAAAACCAGCAUGCCCAAGAACCGCUGCAAGCUCCACUCGUUUCGCCUCUCCUUCGAAAAGCUGGGCUGGGGUCACUACUUCAUUGCUCCGCCAUUGUACAACCCGCGCUUUUGCCAGGGCAACUGCCCGAGGGUGCUCCACUACGGCUACCACUCCCCUAACCACGCCAUCAUCCAGACAGUCAUCAACGACCUGGGCAUCGGGGACGUUCCUCUUCCGUCCUGCGUGCCCUUCAAGUACAUGCCCAUGAGCGUGCUGGUAGUGCACAAGAAAAUGGAGUACAGAGAGCUGGAGGACAUGGUGGCCGAGUCGUGCACGUGCCGCUAAAGCCUCGGGGAGCAGACUUGAAUGACUUGAAGAUGCCGAGCACUGAGAAAAGAGACUAUGAUGGGACAUUUGUUUGAUCUACAGCUUGGCGGCUAACCAUAACGAGCUUGAGACUGGAAGGAGGAAGUUGUGGUUACAGAUCUUCACCAUCCCUGUAAAUGCACUUUAAGAGGCAGCUGCUGAAUGCAACUCUGGCCUGUGCAGAACCACGGCUGUGCAGACAAGAGGCUGUCUAUUUACUGAUUUAUUUGGGGUUGUUUUUGGAAUAAUUGUUUAAAGCACUGUGCAGAUAGGUGAAUGUGCUGGUUGCUAUAUUCAUGAAUGUAGUUUUCCUACCGAGAUCCAAGGGAGCUGGUAAAUUUGGAAGCAUUUUAAGCUACUUGAGGGCAACUAACUAACUUUAAGUGGUAAUUUUACAAAGCAGAACCUAACUUCCAGGGUAACUUACAAAAUCUAUUUAACUCCUACAGUAACUUGAUAAAACUGAUUGAACAUCAAGAAAACUGGUCCAACUCCAGGAGUAACCACUGGUUUGUUUUGUAAUAUUAAUCUGAGCGAAUUGAAGAAAAACACAUUUAGAAUCCAUCUUUAGUAUCUAACCUGAAACUGCAGCAGUCUACGGAGUAUUUUCUUGUCUGUCUGUGUAUUCAUUUGUUUUGUUUUUCUGUAUACUUUUAAAAAAAAUCUGAUCUGUGUUUCACAUCAGUGCUGCAAUUCUGAACCAGCAAAAAAAACCUGUAUUUGUGGUUAAAAAAAAAAAUCUGUUUGCACUGUUCCUCUGUAAGAAAUUAACACUGCUAAAAAAAAAAAACUAUUUUAAAGAACGAGGGGUUGACCAUGCUGGAUGUAACUGUAAGGGCCUUUUGAAUGAAACAAAAUGAAGAAAAAGGUAUUAAGAAAUGUUAACAUUGUUGAUUGUUAAUGAAAUCAAAUGGAGGAGUUGUAGUUGUGGGAGUAAUGCAAUUUUUAUUACCAGUGAAAAUGAAUAAUAAAAUAAAAUGCAUGUUUUCUAAAAACAAAA
Messenger RNA from Micropterus salmoides (largemouth bass), 2490 nucleotides. It is a transcript of the gene bmp15, whose product is annotated as bone morphogenetic protein 15. Lineage: Eukaryota; Metazoa; Chordata; Actinopteri; Centrarchiformes; Centrarchidae. Gene Ontology annotation, biological process: SMAD protein signal transduction; BMP signaling pathway. The record is from RefSeq and is a predicted model, not a curated record. Gene Ontology annotation, molecular function: growth factor activity; cytokine activity. Gene Ontology annotation, cellular component: extracellular region.